GCGUCUGCUCUGCUGUUGCUGCCCUUUGAUCCCUGCAUUAGUGUUAGUUAGGGGCUCGGAGACACACUUGCACCGAGAGCAGCCAUAGUCAAGACACGGCAACAACAACAGCGGCACCUCCUCCGCCCGUGUUCCCAUUCCCCAACAAUACACUUAAAAAACCGAGCAAAGCCAGGUGCACGACCAAGUCCCUGCCAUCACUGGCGCCUCCAGUCUCAAUGGGAAAAACCUUUUUUCUUCUAAUCCCCAAACAAGGACGAGAAUGUGAUUAAAUACGGAGGAAAAUGCCAAGGAGGAAGCAGGAGCAGCCCAAGCGCCUGCCUUCACAUGUGGACGGCAAUGAGGACGGUGGGCCCAAUGGUGGUGUUGAGGAAGAGGAUGGCUGGUUUGGGAAUGCCUCCGACACACGCUCAGAGUCUUCAUCUUUUGGAGACACCCAGGAUGAGCUCCUUCUCCAUAGGGGCCUGUCUCCUGAUGGGGACCACGAUACUUGUGGAGGUGAAAGCUCUAUGGGUUGCCCCACACCUGUUCAUCGUGCCUCUUUGGAACUUCUUGGCUUGGAUGGGGGUGCAUUCUCGGCCCAAGACACACUCUCUUCAGUGGUAUCAUCACUUUAUGGUGAGGCAGCCUCCCGAGCUCUUGGGAAACCUCUUAGUAGCAAUCUGCGCCGCCUCCUAGAGGCUGGGUCUCUCAAACUUGAUACUGGCGAAGUCCUUGGUCGAUCAUCUAGAGGAAGUGCAGGGGGAGAAUCCCCCCCAAUUGCAUUAGCACCAUCUUUGACCCUCUCCCCAUCAUCUCAUCAUGCCCAACAGCUAAGUGCUCUUGCCCGAAAACUGGCCAAUAAUAACAAUAGUGGUUCUGCCUCACCAGCCUCCUUGGCACCCUCAGUCACAAACAUUAAGCAGGAGCCCCUUGACCCAUUUAACUCAGUCACCCCCAGCAAUGGCAGUGGCUUUGUGUGGGCAGGUGUGACAGAUAAGUGGCCUCCAGCCACUUGCUCCAACCCCUGCGGCUCCAGCCUGUCUCCAGAUUCUGCAAUCCAAAAGUUAAAAGCAGCAGCCAAUGCUGUGCUUCAAGACAAGAAUGCUGUUGCUUCGUCUUCGACAACAUCUUCCUCCUCCACCUCUGCCUCAUCUGCAGUGCCCACCUUGGGCGGGGGUAGUCGAGGAGACGAUAUGGUGCGCUUUGAUGCCUUCAACUCUCCGUUUAGCCCACAGUCAGCUAGCUCUACCCUGGCUGCACUUUCCAAGAAAGUCAGUGAGAGGAGCCAAGCUUCAUCAACAGCCAGUGCUGCCUCUGACCACCAGGCCUCAGCAAAUUCCUUUCUUUCGCUUGUGUCAAUGACGUCCUCUGCUGCCUUGCUCAAGGAGGUGGCAGCAAGGGCAGCGGGAAACCUGCUGGCAGAAAAGAAAGAAGGUUCCCCCCUGGCAGCUGCGGGGGUCCUCCAAGAGGAUGCAAAGCCCCUGCUGGAUAUGAACCGGAAAGCACCGACGCCAUCUACACCCAACCAGAAUCUAGAGUUGCUGCUGCCGUCUACUCCAAAGGCCAGGGGCAAACCCAACAACCAAGCAGGCUCUCCUGAGGAUGGUGGGAAGCCAUUCCAGUGUCCGGUGUGCGGACUGGUCAUCAAACGCAAGAGCUACUGGAAGAGACAUAUGGUCAUUCACACAGGCUUGAAAAGCCAUCAGUGUCCACUGUGUCCCUUCCGUUGUGCUCGCAAAGACAAUCUCAAGUCUCACAUGAAGGUACAUCAGCACCAGGACCGGGGCGAGACAUUUCAAUGUGAACUUUGCCCCUUUACCUCCUCCCGACACUUCAGCCUCAAGCUUCAUAUGCGGUGCCACCAGCACUUCCCCCGCACUGACGUCAAGGUAAAAGAGGAGCUUACCACCGACACUGAGGGCGAGGGCUCCCUGUUGGGUGACAGUGGUUCCACAGACCCAAGAGCGACGCAAGUGUCACCCCUGACCUCGGACAUCCAGCAGGCAACGUCCUCUCCCGUCGAGGCCUCUGGCAAUCACGUCCAUAUCAAGGAGGAGCCGCAGGAACGAGACCUCUCCGUGCUGUCCCCCUUUAGCAUGUGCAGGGACCGUCCCAGCAGCAGUGCUAACUCUCUGGACAUACCCGGGGUUGGAGUUGGUGUCAGAUCAAGUCCGAGUGGUCCAACCGCGGCUUCUCUCUUCAGCCCCGACAUCACUACCAAAACAGCCACUGACCUGCUUAUGAAGCUAUCAGCAGCUAACCAGAGGGAAACACUCCAGUCUCCAUUCCAUCUGAAGGAAGAACCAAAAGCUGAGGAGGCACCAAGUCCGAGACCAUCCUCACGGUCUCACAACCAGGCUCAACCGAGCUUUCCUGCUUCCUUCUGCCAGGACGGGGCUGCAGCAGCCACAGAGCGGCCAGGGUCGCUGAAAACAAGAGAAGGAAGCCCCAUCGCUAAAAAUAGCUUGCUUAGCCAGGAUAUCAACGUGAAGGUGGCUUCUGAGCUCCUAAUAAAGCUUUCAGAGAACAACAAGGAUGCCCAGUACCAGAAGGUGAAGGUCAAGGUCAAGGUGAAGGCGGAGCCCAUGGAGGUGGACCCACCCCCUGUGGAACUCACCUCGCCUGGAUCUCACCUGCUCCCCUUCAGCACUUUAGGGGCGAGCGAGAAGAAUGAGCCAAUGAGCAGCCUUCCUGACACGCUGGCCUGUAACCAGAAAGAUCUCUUCUCCCAAGACAUAUCAGUCAAGAUGGCAUCUGAACUGCUGUUCAAACUAUCAGAAAAGGUCAGUAAAGCAAACAACCACAAAGACAGUAACAUGGUGGGAAUACACAGUCCGUUCCUGGACGAGUGCUUCAGACAAUCACCCUUUAACUCUCGCUCCAAGAGCUCCUCCCCCGCAGAGGCCAGCUCCUCUACCAGGGUACUUUUUCACGACUCUGAGAAGGACGACGGGGAGCCAGGAAACGGGAUCUCCCAGUGGCGGCUGCACGAGCAGCUCUUCCCCUGUCCCGUGUGCGGCAAGGUGUUUGGUAGACAACAGACCCUGUCCAGGCAUCUGUCUUUACACACAGAAGAGAGGAAGUACAAGUGUCAUCUGUGUCCGUACGCAGCCAAGUGCAGGGCUAACCUCAAUCAACACCUGACCAUCCAUUCUGUCAAGCUGGUCAACACAGACGCUGAGCAAAUUGUCAGCGCCGUUACAGCUGAGUCUGCUGAACGCAAGAACUACCCUUACUACUACAGCUGCCAUGUGUGCGGCUUCCAGACGGAGCUGAACGCGCAGUUCGUCAGCCACAUGUCGCUCCAUGUGGACAAGGAGCAGUGGAUGUUCUCACUUUGCUGCAGCACCUGCGACUACAUCUGCAUGGAGGAGAGCGACAUGAAGAGCCACAUCAGCGCUGGACAUGCAGCUUUAAAUUCAAGAAGUCCCCUCAGCGAGACCAAGAGCACCUCGUCGUCGCUCUCGGCCCUCAGUGACUCGCUCAACAGCUCGGAGGGCGGAGACAUCACCCACGGUAAUGAAGAACUCAAAAGUCUGCUAGCUCCGCCCUCCUCUGCAGGCAACCAGGCUGGCUCUGGAAGUCAUCUGGGUUCAGGAACUGAAGACAAGUCAGACAAAGGUUUUGAGUGCGUCUUCUGCAAUUUUGUGUGCAAGACGCGUAGCAUGUACGAGCGGCAUCUCCAGAUCCACCUCAUCACGCGAAUGUUUGAAUGUGACGUUUGCCACAAGUUCCUCAAGACGCCCGAACAGCUGCUGGAGCACAAGAAGUGCCACACGGUCCCUUCAGGAGGGCUCAAGUGCCCUUUUUGCAUCUACUCCACCAAUCGUCCAGCGGCCAUGGAGUGCCACCUGAAGACGCACUGUAAGAUGGAGUACCGCUGCCGCAUCUGCCAGGGACUGUGGCCCGACCAGGCCUCCCUGGAGGCCCACAUGCGGGGGCAUCGCCUGGGAAACCACUACAAGUGUGAGCAGUGUGGCUACCUGUCUAAAACGGCCAACAAGCUGAUCGAGCACGUGCGAGUGCACACGGGCGAGCGGCCCUUCCACUGCGACCGCUGCUCCUAUAGCUGCAAGCGCAAGGACAACCUGAACCUGCACAAGAAGCUGAAGCACGCGCCGCGCCAGGUUUUCGGCUGCCAAGAGUGCCCUUUCACCACCACACACCCCUUCGUCUUCAGCCGCCACCUCAAGAAACACCAGGGUGGAGCGUCGGAGGGGCUGGACGGCAGCUUAGUAGGAGGAGAGGAAGAGGGGGAAGAGGAAGGGGCGGGGAGGGAGGAGCAGCCCGCAGAGGGAACAUCACCCGGGCGCUCCUCCCUGCAGAGGAGCCGGGAGAGCAUCUUGUUCGGCGGGGGAGGAAGCAGUGGAGGAAGUGGGAGCAACAGCCCUCUCAUGGGUCUGACGGCGUCUCAGGCACUCCAGUCCGUCGCUCUGUCGCUCACGCUGGGCAAGUCCCGCCAGCUGGACCCCGCCGGCCAUCUCCACCGCAACGGCAGCGGCGCCACCAGGAACCACGGGGGCGUCGGCAGGAGCGGCCCCUCCCUCUUCCCCCCCUCCUCCCGCCACACGCUGGAGCAGUACAGGAACUGCAACCCGGCCCAUCUGAUCCCCCUCACCACCCUGUUCACCCACAACCGCCGCUUCACAUUCCACCCACUGCUCAACUCCAAGUGUCGACCUCUCCUCUCCCCUCCUGACUCAGCACCCCCUUCCUUCUCCUCCCCCUCACCGUCCUCCUCCCACAAGCACUCCUUUCUUGCCUACCUGGGACUGAUGGAGAGGGCCAAAACUGUCUGACACCCCACCCCCCAUUUCCCUCACCCUUUGGACUGUGACCACUGCAGUGGGAGCAAAGUUUUUUCCUUGUUUGUUCUAAUCAGACCAGCAGAAUAAGCUGGACCAGACAAGCAUAUAUAUUAAAGAACAGAAGAAAAACAAACAUUUAUAUGAGAAAAACGCUGUACAUGCUAAAAAAAAAUGCAUUUAUAUCAAAAAGCUGCUUUUCUUAUCAGUUCUAUCAAUUGAAUUAUUACUACUUCAGAUACUCUUUUUCUGUUUUUGUUUCUGUUUUUAAGCAUCGGAACGACCUGGACCCAGUGGCUUUAUCUGCUGAAACGAACGUAUCCGUUAUUUUUUAGUUGUUUUUUUUUUAAAGAUAUCUUCUGUAGUCGUUUGACUAGAUAAAAAAAGGUUAAAAAGACAAAACAAACUUUGCAAGUGCUAUCUUUUAGUGCAUUUUUGUCCAGUGCUAUUAUGCAUUGAAAGAGCAUGCCUGUCUCUGUGUCUCAGCUAGCUUUGACGUCAUUAGGAAGCCGAAAUUCGAGAUAUCCGAAAGUGUUAGCGGUGGGCGGAAUCAAAGGAAUUCUUUUCAUUGAAAAGGUAACGUUUCCCCAAACAAAGCCUCAGACCACGCACUUAACUAUUUAUCAACUUUGUACAGUUUUUUAGCCCCACCCCCUCCUCCUUUCUCUCCUUUCCCAUCUUUUUUCAGUUUUGUUGUAUUUUUGUACGAUGGUGAAACUGUGUUGUGUGCUGCUGCUGAUUUCACUUGCGUCUCAGAAGGAACGUCGUUUUAUCCGACUCCGAAUCAGUACUUGUUGAUAAUCUUUGAAGUGUAAGCGGAUAAAGUGUAAAUAUGGAAAACGUUCCCAUUGAUCUAUGGUGAGGAAGCAAACAGAAGAACAUUUCCAAGAUAAAUACAAACUGUUGAAUCUGCACUCGCAGGUGAGGAAUGUUGUAGAUAGAGGGGUCCCCAACUCUUUUUCCCACAGUUCAGCAGCCAUAGUUAGAUCAUUAGCAGCAUUAGCAUAAUCCAAAACCACAGUUUUUGAAUGAAAUGUCAGAUGUUGAUGAGAUCAACUGAAAAACUCUGAUAGAAGUUUAUGCUUUAGUACCCUUCUUCUAUUAAAACCUUCUGCACCUCUUCUGAACUUCUGAAUCAACUGUAAAAACGAGCCCCAAGAAAUGAGUCAAAAAUUCCUCAAAUAUGAAAAACUAUUUAAAUUAAAAAAAAAUUAAAAAAAAUCCGCCAAUAGGGUAAGAAAAAUACUCUUUCCAAGAAUUCUUAUUUUAAGAAAAAAUGUGAAUGACUGAUGCUACGUACACGCACGGCGGGUUCCUGAACGCACUUUUAGCAUGUGGUGGUCACGCCCGACUGUCGCUAUCUGAUACUAGCACACAGUUUUAACGUGCGUUCGUUCGGUGGCUGUGAGCGCCCAUAAAAACGUCAGCGUGCGUUGCCGUGGGCGAUGUGUACGUAGCAUAAGGCACAUUUUUUCCAAACUAUUUUCUGCUUUUGAAAUGGAAAAUAGGUCACAUUUUCUUGAAAUGAGGAUCUUUUUACUUUCUUAAAAUUCCGUUUUUGCGGUGAAAACCACCACUGCAGCUUCCUUCUGAGACCAGGCUGAUGUCAGCACGGCUCUGUCACAGCGUCACGCCGACCAUAUUUAGGAAAGAUAUAUGAGAAACCUGUUUUGUGGAGGUGACCCGCUCUGGGUCAGGAAGCUGCCCACAGCCCAGGUCACCUACAGGCCGAUUCAAUGGUGCUUUUUGGAGCUUUUUUGUAAUUUUUUUGUGUACAAAAAAAAGAGAAGAAAAAAAAACUUGUUCCCAAAUGACUUGAAUGAAUGUAUUUUUUUUGUUGAUGUACAUGGAAAAAAAAAAAGAUGCGAUACAGAAAUCUGAACAGGGAUGUCUUAUGUGCUGGUAUAGAGAGGAAAAGUUUGUGUUUGGUGGCCUUUCUGUGUCUGUUUCUUCAGUUUUUUUUUUUUUAUUAUUAUUAUUAUUUUCACUUUUUUACUGAGCCUUUUACAUCAUACUAAACAUUUUCUACUAACAUAUAAAAGAACCCAUGGCGAGGAGAAGCUCCUGCAGGUGCAAUGAUGAAGCAAAGCCAUGCGUUUGUACAGCGGUGAGUGAAACGGCACGGCUUCUGUCAGGCCGGCAGACGUGGUACUGCGUUUUUUUGGUUCCCUCUCCACCACCACCCCAACCCCCCACUUAUGUCAUCCUCUUUGAGUUUUAAUUGCACUUAACGUGGUUACUCGUCAAGCCAAAAGCACUUAAACCUUUUUUUUUUCCCAAAGCGAAAAAGAUGGAGCAAGUUGCAGAACUGUGAAGCAGAUUUUUGCAGCUUGUAAAUGAGUCGUUGGGAAUGUCUGCUGGUGCAAAAAAAAAAAAAGGGUCUGUCUCUGUGAAAUUAGAGAAAGUCAGUGAACACAAAAUGCAUGAAAUGGACAGUUGAGGUUAAACACCCCCCCCCCCUCCUGGGAACUAAAGGUCCCAGGCUAAAUUCAUUUUUGCACAGUGCUGCACUUUUUUUGAUCAUAAGAAUAUUUAUCCAUGUGAAAAAAAAGUCAUUUGUUUUUAAUUAGGCAGCAUAGUACAAGUAUUUUGUUUUCUAAAAGCUUUACCUGUUCUUGUGCUCAAGCUCCUAAGUGGUCUUCAAGCCAAAACCCCUUAUUUUUACUGUUUCCUCGUUUUGUAUCUGCUGUUGCGUUUUCUGUAAUGAACAACCCUUUUUGCUGUUUAAACCGUGCCAGAAAGGAAAAAAAUUAAUAAAAGAAAACUUGAGUAUUAUCAAGACCAAAAUUACGACUCACAGCGCGAUGUGAUGUUAGGAUUCAAUCCGUCACGUCCCGCCCCGCCCUGAAGCGUCCCAACACGACUGUCCAACCUCUAGCUUCCCCUGACAGCCUCUCUCCGUACUGUUUACUGUAUCUUUUAUACUCUAGUGCCACUUGGUGGAAGUAAACCACCUGAGACUUCUGAGAAUCAGUCAAACUAAUGAUCAGAGUCCAAGGGGAAGGAAUAUAAAAACAAAAAAGGAAAAGAUGUCCUUAAAAAGAAUGUCUGAUCUCAAACGUCUGCCUUUGACCUCAGCACGAUUAUGAAUGGCUGCACUUCUUUUAGUUUGCAGAUGAAACAGGUGACAGGGCCCCCUUUCUCUUUUUUUUUUGGUUUAAAAAAAGAAAAACUUGUAUUUUGAGCACUUAUUCUGUUGCAGCACGGUGACCUUCCCGAAAACUCAACUACCUUUUUUUGGGUGUGUUUUUUUUUUUUUUUUUUUUGCAUGUCCUCCCUCUGGUCCUUUAGUGCUUCAGUUUUUUUUCGUUUUUUUUUUUUUUUCAAACUAACCCUCUCCCUUCCUUCGGUUGCAUUGAAUUAGCGUCAUACUGAAACGUCUACAAUCAUUUAGCUUUAAAAAGCUGUAUUUUAUGGUUAGGAAAAGGCUCAGCUAUGUAACUUUUGGCACUCGGUCAGGAUUGCAAUGUGCUGUACAAAGCUUUUUUUUAUUACUCCAUUGUUAAGGCUGUACAGGGUUGUGACAAUAACUGGUAAAUGGAUCAUUUGUACUUUUUUUUUUUGGUUUUGUUUUGUAUUUGUUUUCUUCGUUUGGCAUUAUGUUAAGUUUAACUUGCCAGAUAUAAAUGUAACAGGAUUUGAAAGUAAAGCUUACAUCAGAUAUUA
Messenger RNA from Oryzias latipes (Japanese medaka), 8453 nucleotides. RefSeq names its product zinc finger protein 827. NCBI's taxonomy places the organism in Eukaryota, Metazoa, Chordata, Actinopteri, Beloniformes, Adrianichthyidae. Gene Ontology annotation, biological process: positive regulation of transcription by RNA polymerase II. The record is from RefSeq and is a predicted model, not a curated record. Gene Ontology annotation, cellular component: nucleus.